ACGACGCAAGAUACCAUUACAGAGCCACCUGCAACGCAUGCAAUUGGCACAUUAGCACCGACGUUCGCAGUUGAGUGCCAUGACCAAUGCCGUUUUUCCCUACGUUAGCCACAUACCUUAAGUUCCGGUUGCAACGAUUGGUGGGCACGUAUACUUCCUCCGGAACAAGUUAUUAGGCUGUGCGUAUCAGACCUAGCUAGGACGACGAAACUAUAGCCUGCUGGCAAGCGCGUGUUACCUUCUUUGGCUCUGGAUAUAAACUGGUUUCUAAGAUAUAUUACUGAUAUGGCUCCAGUUACCUUGAAUGUCUAUGACUUAGCACCGCACAACAACUGGACAUAUUGGUGUGGAGUAGGAAUCUUUCAUUCAGGCGUGGAAGUCUAUGGCGUGGAGUAUGCAUAUGGAGGCCACGACUAUGACUACUCUGGCGUUUUCGCAACAAACCCGCGGGACGCGCCUGGGCAAGUUAUCUUCCGGGAAAGCAUCCCAAUGGGAGAGACGGAGCUGAGCCAGCAGGAAAUUCACCACUUGGUGCAGCGGAUGGGAAACGAGUACAAGGGGAACAACUAUCACCUGCUGCAGCGCAACUGCAACCACUUCGCUAACGACCUCUGCACGCAACUGGUCGGGAAGGAAGCACCCUCAUGGGUCAACCGGCUAGCGGGGAUAGCGGUGGUGCUCCACUGCCUCAUCCCCACCGCCUGGGUGCCGCCGCUGCAGACGCCCUCCGCAGCGCCCAUACUAGACCAGCCCAUCGGUCGGCCGGACGAGGGCAAGUCGCUGCUCAUGCCAACAGGGCAGCGGUCCGACGUGUACGGCGAGCGGUUGCAGCCCUCGGCACUUCUGUCCUCGUCGUCCGGGACGCGCAUCUGAAGGGGGGCAAGGCCCGUAGCUGGGGUUGGAUGGUGAUGCUAAUGCUAAUGUGGGGAUGCCCUCAAAAGCGAGGGCAGGUCGCGGAUUUGUAGGCGCGAUGGAUGUGAGGGUAUUGGUAGGGAUGAUGUGCUCUGCAAGCCUGCGUUCGCGGGAGCGGGGGAAGGUACGUACCACGGCGCAGGUGGGUUGCAUGCGAAGAGAGCAGCUGAUGUGUGGUGCGACGCGUGCCUCGACUGUGGGUUUAGUCCUCUCUGCACGGGACGCGUGUCGUCGGCAUGUGCGUGUGAGCAGGUGUGGCGUGCAAUGCGCGUUGCAUGCGGGGAUCUAGGUGGGUGCAGCAGCUGCUGCUGCGCCCAUUAAUUUGGACUUUGGACGAGCUUGGGACGCCCCACACCAAAGCACAGGCGCGGGUCCUGAGGAGCAAGCAGGCAGCUGUGUGCUAUGUGUGUCACUUGAUGUGUGGCUGAGACAAUGCAUCAUGGGUGACUGUCGGUGGGGGCAUGGGUGUUUUCUUGUGGCAUUACUGCCCCCCAGCGGCCUAGACUCCUGUGGCCGCUGUUAGGGCCUAGACUAGUGCCCAAAUCUUUUGCUUGCGGCUGUACGAGUUAUUCGCUACUUGUUAAGACAUGCAGACACGUAUCACAAUUGAGUUCUUAGUCUCAAGUGCGUAGACCCCUAAACUCAUGUUUCGCUGUGUAACGAUGAUGCGUGGAAUGCAACUGGUGGCGGCGCGUUUGACGGGGACAAACCCUGUUGACAAGAUACUUUCACGUUUCUCGAGGUGGUCGUCGCGUUAGGGCUGGAAACAAGGGAUUCGAACAUGCCAUGUGCCCACCUCAACAGACGGUUUCGGUUACAGUUCUGGUGGGGUUGGGGGUACUUUUACCAUGUCGUGUCGAUGGAUGGCUGUAGGUAGGAAGUCGAUGUGUUUCUUGCAAGCAGGUCCAGGAGCAAGGAUAGGACGCUGUGCAAGGGGGCUGGCGGGUGCACUGGAAUGGAGGACAGCAGCCCCCAUGCGCUGGGCUGCGUGUAUACAUAGCGACACUGUUCCAUGAUUUGCACAAAUCAGGGGUGGAAGAACAUUUUGGUGUUUAGGACAUUUUUGCUUUCGGUGACUGCUACUUAUUAAUACGAAAUGUGGC
This is a messenger RNA of Astrephomene gubernaculifera, 2015 nucleotides long. The record is from the annotation of a GenBank genome assembly. Lineage: Eukaryota; Viridiplantae; Chlorophyta; Chlorophyceae; Chlamydomonadales; Astrephomenaceae.